Micropterus salmoides (largemouth bass) is the source of this 2370-nucleotide messenger RNA. It is a transcript of the gene rgmd, whose product is annotated as RGM domain family, member D. The transcript is spliced from 3 exons. Gene Ontology annotation, molecular function: coreceptor activity. Gene Ontology annotation, biological process: BMP signaling pathway. Lineage: Eukaryota; Metazoa; Chordata; Actinopteri; Centrarchiformes; Centrarchidae. The record is from RefSeq and is a predicted model, not a curated record. Bases 100 to 1404 code for a protein of 434 amino acids. Gene Ontology annotation, cellular component: plasma membrane.
CAGCGCUUGGGAAGGAAGACGAAAUUUUGUCUGAUUUCCCGCAGCCACAGUGUCGAUGAGAAGCAGUCGAGGAACUCCAUUCUAACUGAAUGGAUUGGUAUGGGGAGAAGCGGACCACAAAUCACGGCUAAGCGGCAGCUUUGGGACUGUGUAACGUUGAUGAUGGUUUUACUUUCGCUGCUGUUUCGACCAGCUCACUGUCAGCAGUGUCGGAUCCAGCGCUGCAAUGCAGAGUAUGUGGCUUCUACCUCACCCUCUAGUGGUCUGCAGGAGGACGUGGCUAUGGAUGUGGACUACUGCAUCGCCUUGCGGGCCUAUGCUCUGUGCACACGGCGGCAGGCACGCAGCUGUAGGGGUGACCUGGUCUACCACUCGGCCGUCUUCCGCAUUAAGGAGUUAUUCUCUCUGCAUAACUGCUCCAGCGAUGGGCCCACCUCUUCCGCUAAGGUACCCAGUACAUUUCGCCCGGCCGUAUCAGAGCUGUGCGACUACGAGAACCGGGUCCUGAUGUCGGGCUCGCCAGGUCAGCAGAAGAAAUACGCCCACUGUGGAUUAUUCGGAGACCCGCACCUUCGGACUUUCCGGGACGAGUUUCAGACCUGCAAGGUGGAAGGGGCGUGGCCUCUGAUUGACAACCGCUUCCUGUCUGUGCAGGUGACCAACGUGCCUGUCGUCCUAGGCUCUAGCGCCACAGCAACCAGCAAGAUCACAGUGAUCUUUAAAUCCUACCACGGCUGCACAGAUCAGAAGGUGUACCAGGCUACCACAGAAGAUCUGCCAUUGGCCUUUCAGGAUGGGACUCGCAGUGGCGGUGAGAGCAGCAGCCUGACGAUCGUAGAGCGCGGUGGCUCUGGAGUGGGCCGGCAGGUGAAGAUACAGGCACGUUACAUCGGCACUUCCAUCAUUGUCCGGCGUGUGGGCAGCUACCUGACCUUUGCCAUCCGCAUGCCAGAAGACACCCUGGAUUUUUCGGAGGACAAUGGCGGCCUGCAGCUCUGCCUGCACGGCUGCCCACGUAACGAGCUCAUUAAAGAGCACACGCUGGGCCGUCAGAACCAGCAGCCCCGCCUUCAGGGCACCAACACAGAGCUUGGUCCUCUGCGGCCUCCUCACCAGGUCUACACGGUGGAGCGAGCCACGGCCAAGUGUAGAGAGACUCUGCAGGUGGAGGACGUGUACUUUCAGUCCUGUGUGUUUGAUUUGCUGACCACAGGAGACCCUGAGUUCUCUAUGGCAGCCUACGGCGCCCUGGAGGAUUUAAAGGCGCUGCCGCCCAGUAAACUGAAGCAGAAUUCCCCGAGGACUCCUCACGUUUUCAACCAAGGGGUGACGCACACGUCGACUGCAGCAGCAGCCAACAGCUGCCUGCUCUCACUCCUACUCCUCCUUCUGCUGCUUUUGUGAAAUAAAAAUGAAUAUAAAUGAUUUUUAAAAAGAAAAACAUGGAGACAAACAUAAUGUGGAAGCAUUACCUGCUUGAGGAAAGAGUGACUAGAGCUCAGACGUAUGAAUUUGUAAGUUGUUGUUUUUUUUGGAGGGGGGGGGGGACUGAAUGUUGCGAUUUUUUUCUUUUUUUGUAAUUUGAAGGAUUUCACUAUCAUGAAGAUGGCUUACCAUUACUGUGGAUUCAUACACAAGUCACAUAAUUUGAAGAAAAACAUACAACCAUGUAGUUUGGGGUCAACAUGUUGACCACUUUUAAUUGGUCUCAAGGUUAAACUCAUAAUUGUGUGUGCCACCAUCAAGGCAGCUGAACAAUAAUUUGUUUUUUUUAUUUGUAAAUAUUUUGUUUUUACUGAGAAAAUGCACAACAUCCAAACACACCACCAUGUAUGAAUAUCCAUAUAACUCUAUGUAUGUAAGCUGUUUUUAUGCAAUGUGGCUUCUAGGACCUGUAUAGUCCAGGAAUAUCAAUAGCACUUAACGGUUUUAACAACAAGUUUUGUGUAUUUAAGUGUUAUUUCUUUGUCUUUUUCAACUGCUAUUUCAGAAAUCGCCAUGCUAAAUACACAGGAUCCAACAACUCUAUGUAAAAACUACCUAUUCAAUAAUGUGUCAGAGUGAUAUUUUAACAGUUCUCCCAGUUCCCAUCUUCUGUGAAACACUCCCUCUUCAAGCUGUUUGUCUUCCAGUUUUAAAAGUAAAAAACAAACAAACAAAUCUUUAUAUAAUAAUAUAUUAAAAGAGUGUAUAUAUGUGUUUUAUAUUGUGUACAUUUGCCUGUGUAUAGAUGUUUACUUUUAACUGUAAUAUGUUUUACAUUUGUUGUGUUUAGUAGGUUAUUUUGAGACAUUGUAACAAGAGUAAACUAAAAUGUGUUGUGCUAUAUCUGUAAGUUUCUGUAUUAAAGUGUUGGACACUCCAGAACAA